GGUAGCAAUGGUCUAAGAGCACCUUUAUUUUGUCGAUUGGACUGUAUUUUGUUGAAAUUCAAAGGAAAAUAAAGCGGUUAGAAAUUAAAUUUUAAUAUGUUUUGCUGUAAAAGUGAUGAUCAAGUGGAUCAAUAUUGUUGAAGUUUUGUGUUGAGUGAAUAAUCAUUUGGCAGUUCUUUGUUGGACCAGUUCAAUGAAACUUGAUGGACAUUCGUGAAGGAAAUCAACUAAGGAUCGGUCAUCGGUAAUAACAACAUAAACAAAAAGUCUAUCGAGCUCGUUAUACAUGACUUUGGGUAGACAGACUCAAAUUUGAGCUUUUUCAAGCCCUAAACUUUGAUGUAAUGCUCCUGUCAUAACAUAUGGCACAAUGAAAAUAGACAGAUCGCGAGUGCGGAAGAGCACUUCAGAUGUUCCUAUCGAGUGCCAACAAUUGAUCGAAAGGCUUCAAGCAUGUUCCCGGACUGAACUCCUUGAAGAACUAUCAAAAAUUAAUACAUGGACGUUCGGGAAAUGCGAAUUACUACAUUGGGCCUUAGUUCUCGACGUUUUUGACAAGAUUCUCGGAGAAGCCGGUCGGAAGUCGUUUGAAAAUAAAUGGGCUUUGCAUUGUGAUACUCAUUAUAACGGCACGGAAAAGAAGCUACUACUAUGGAUUCUACACUUCACUACCCUCCUAAUCGAGCAUUCGUUUUCUCGGCACUUGUACAAUUCCUUAGAACACUUGUUGGUGCUCUUGGAGUCCAACGAUAUGUCAGUAGUUUUAGGAGUUUUAAAUCUAUUGUACAUGUUUUCGAAACGCAGCAACUUCAUCUCACGUUUGUCACCAGAGAAGAAAAAUUCUUUACUUUCAAGACUGCACCAUUUGGCUGAAAAUUGGGGAGGAAAAGAGAAUGGCUUUGGGCUUGCUGACUGCUGCAGAGCCGAUAGGCCUCUACCUCCGUCUGCUACAACACUUCAUGUAGAAUUUCAUAGAGAAUUUGAAGACCCGAAGGACGCUUGCUCGAAAAAUGGCAAGCACUCGCCACAUAUUAUUCACAUUGAACAUGUGGAUAAGAUCCAUAAGACUCCUGCCGAAAUUAUGAAGUCGUUGCUGGGAAUUUACUAUGUGCCUACUGAUAAACAAAUGUGGCUAUUCACGCACGUCCGUUUGGCUCACCAUUUCGCCGAUUAUAAUAACCGUCUGUUGUGUGUACAAGCACGGCUUCAGGCACUAUCCGUGCUUGUAUACUCGAACGCUAUACAAGACUCUCCUCACAAUCUUCUCUAUAAUGGCCUUCUCGAAGAAUUGGUGGAGUUGGUAGAAAUGAAGGAAGCGCAUUUGGUGGAGAUUCGUUCAGCAGCUUUGCGAACACUUACAGCUAUUAUACACCUAGAUAGAAACCCCCAUAUUCCCAAAAAACCUGGAUCUAGACUUAAUAAUAUUAUUGAUGUAACUGGUGCUAGUCAGUACCACGGAUUUUUGCCUCUUUUAGUUAGGAAUUGUAUUAUAACCCUUACAAAUCAAAACGGUGAAAAUCAAAGUAAGAGAGAAGACGUCGACUGUGAAAAAAAUGACGAUAUUGAAUUAGAAUGUGAUGAAGCGAGGUUGAUGGAGAGUAGCGAUGUGACAAUGAGCCCUCAGCAACCAUUAGAUCCUAAUGCGAAAUUUCCGUUGUCUUUAGCUACAGCUUUGUUUUCGUUCUUGUAUCAUUUAGCAAGUUAUGAAGCAGGAGGCGAAGCUUUAGUUUCGUGUGGCAUGAUGGAAUCACUCCUACAAGUCAUCAACUGGCACGGAGUUGAAUUAGAACACAUUACCUUUGUUACAAGAGCCGUUAGGGUAAUUGACCUCAUUACCAAUAUCGAUAUGCAAGCUUUCCAAACUCACGGCGGGCUGCAGAGCUUCAUUAGUCGCCUAGAUGUGGAAGUAAAACUAUGCAAAGACGAACAGUUAUACGAAGUGAAGUCAACGGUUACUGAGCAGAGUUUAGAAGAUAAUGCAACAGCAGGACCGUCGUCCGAGAAUAGUGACAGUGUGUCGGAAUGUACAAAAUUAGUGGAUCUUGUGUACCAUGCUGAAAACGUCGGUAAAACAUGCCUACCUCAGAGAGCAGCUCUCCUAAAGUCAAUGUUGAACUUCCUAAAAAAGGCUCUACAAGAUUCGACAUUUUCGGAUAACAUCCGGCACUUGAUGGAAGGUACUUUGCCCAACUCGCUGAAAAAUAUCAUAGCGAACGCUGAGUAUUACGGGCCGUCUCUAUUUUUAUUAGCCACUGAUGUCGUGACUGUUUAUGUGUACCAAGAACCAUCCCUGCUUUCGGCUCUUCAGGAUAACGGUUUAAUCGAAGUCGUCCUGCACUCGCUAUUAGUUAAAGAAAUUCCGGCAACUCGAGAAGUUCUAGGGUCGCUGCCGAACGUAUUCAGCGCUUUGUGUUUGAAUAACCGUGGGCUUCAACAGUUUAUUAAAAUGAAACCUUUUGAGAAGACCUUCAGUGUCAUGUUGUCGCCCGAUUACCUCCCUGCGAUGAGACGUAGACGCAGCUCCGAGCCAAUGGCGGACACCGCGUGUAACCUCGGUAACGCCAUGGACGAGCUGAUGCGUCACCAACCCAGUCUUAAGAGUGACGCCAUCAAGGCUAUCAUCGACCUUUUAGAAGAACUGGUCAAUUUGGGAACAGACCCGAAAUACAUAUGUUGGAAACCCCACAGUAAAUCCGAAGUGUCGCCUUCCAGUAGUACACGUUCGGCAACCAACACCGAAGGCUCUUCCGACGAAGAAGACGAAGACGAAGAAGAAGCGUCCACGUCGUCCCAGAACGCACAAAACGAUGCUCAAGUCCAGCAAGAGAACAGCGAAAGGACUCCCAUUGCGCUCAUUGAUUAUAUACUAAAUACCAUGAAGUUCAUUGACGCUAUUCUGAGUAACAACUCGACGGAUGAUCAUUGCCGAGAGUUCGUGCAACAAGGAGGCCUUCGUCCACUUUUAAAAAUACUAGGGUUACCUAAUUUGCCGGUCAAUUGCCCCGUUACCAAUCCAGCUCAAGCCGUAGCUACAGUAUGCAAAAGCAUUCUAAACCUAGCCCACGAAACCAAUUUGUUUAAAGAGGGAUUAGCUCAACUGACUCAAGUCCUGGACACAUUGAAGCCGAUGAACACGAAAUUAGACGUUCCGAGUGGUCCUAAAUUAUUACUAGAACUGGCGGGUGCAUCUAACGUUGAAAAUGCGUUCAACAAUGCAACCGUGACGCCAUUGCUUCACGCCAUGGGAGCGGCUCAUGGCUACAUUAUCAUGCUAGUGCACGUAUGUCGAACCGGGCAAAGCGAAAUUCGAAAUCUGUCUUUGCAAAAUUGGGGUUCCGAGGAGGGACUACGUGUGAUUAAAGGAUUGGCAGACCUGUAUACAUCUCUAGUUUGGGAAAGCACCCUUCUAUUAGCUUACUGCAGCGAGGAAUACAUACCCUCCGACUUUACCAGAGAAGACAUUGAGAAACUGAACGCUUUCUUCGACCAGUGCGAAAGUAGCAACACCGGAAGCGAUAGCACCGUCAACGUAGCAUCCGCAAUGGAAGCUCUCACUACCAACCCACCGACGAUAUCCAUGGACGUGGAUCAAGAGGCUGUGACGCUCAACUUAAGUACUAGCUUGAAGUAUAUAAAACCGCUGCUCGGGGCUUCGUCGCGAUUAGGUCGUGCGCUCGCGGAAUUGUUCGGUUUGCUCGUGAAAUUGUGCGUCGGUUCGCCGAUUCGGCAAAGACGCGGCCAAAAUAUAAUAGCAGCACCUCCUUUACCGACGCCGUACGCCCGUAGUGUUGCUACGGCUUUAAAUAUGCUUCUCGCAGAUGGAUUAGACUAUGAGAAGUUGCCGGCUUGCCCGUUACUAAAGUCACGGAUUACGUUCCUUAUUUGUAGUGUCGGGUUUACAAGUCCGAUGUUGUUCGAUGAAAAACGGUACCCUUAUCAUUUGAUGUUGAUGAAAUUCGUCGAAUUGGGAGGUCAAGCGAUUUUCUUCAACACGUUCCGAUGGGCUCUCACCGCCGGAGGGACGAUACCGAUAGAGAAGGCCUUCGAGCAAGGAGCUCUUCCCGAAGGUACUGCGGGAUUUUUGGACGCGUGGUUGAUGCUUCUCGAGAAAAUGGUUAACCCGAAAGCGAUUCUUGAGUCGCCGCACAUAAUAUCGAAUAGAGCGUCUCAAAGUUCCACUUACAAAGGUUAUAGUUUCGAUCCUCUAAAAUACCUCAUUCAGAUUCACAAGCUGGCGUUUGAGGCGGUGAUGCUGUUGUGGGAUAAGGCACCGAUAGCUACAUACGGCACUCGUUUGUCUGAAAACAUUCUAACGAUCCUGCGGCAUAUACUUCGCGGCGAAAAAAUUAUCAAAGAAAAGUUAAAAUCGGAAGAGAACGUAUCGACAGAUCUCAGUAGACCUAAAACCAGUACCGGUGGUGGUAAUUCCAGUCGUGAACCAGAAGUAAACCCAGAGAGUUUGAGCCAGUUGAUGGAUAUGGGUUUUUCGCGCGAACAUGUCACAGAUGCGUUACUCAACACUUUGACUGUUGAACAAGCAACCGAUUACUUGCUCACAAAUCCUCCGUCUUUUUAUCGCAUGACGUCGUCUUUUAUAAACUCCGACGAAGACGAUCAGAUGAUGCAAGCUAUAGCGAUUUCCCUCGGCGCCUCCAGUUCACCGAAUGCUGCCAAAAAGAAGGUCGUUGAAGACGAUGGAAAACCAUUGGCUGAAAGUUUGAUCGACGAUUUUACUAACCACGCGCUAGAAGCGUGCCUUAAGUUGUUAGACGCAACUCCAGAGUCUGUUCAUAAGAUCUGCGAACUACUCGUGACGAUAAUGAAACGUAACGGCCGUACUUUCAGGGAUAAUCUGCUAGAUACUUUAGUUAAAGAAAUUUAUGAUAGUGCAGAGAGUGUUUACUUAUACUAUUCGGAACAAGACAACGAUCCUGACUACCAAAGCAUUGCUGAUUUAUCGUGCACUUCGCGAUUAGGUAACUACAUACACCUGUAUAUCCUAUUCUUCGAAGUUUCUUCCUAUUUCGAAAUGAAGAUACCGUGUGCUUUGGCCGUACACAAAACUGGUUUAGUCGACCUUCUCAUUAAGCUCAUAAGUGUGGUGAAAGAUGCGAUGACUCGUUCGGAAAAUUUCGUGGAACCGAAAUGGUUGGCUUCGUCUUUUCUUUUGAUCGACGCGGUAUCGAAAGUAUCGACUUGUACCCAACGCAAGAGAACUAUGCACUUAAGUACGACACGCGUGUGGCGUUGGUUUCACUUAGAAACCGGCAAAUGGGCACCUUAUUCCAAUAGCAAUAACAAACUAAUCAACGAUGCUUAUUGGAACGGAGAACCCAGCGUUCGAGUGACUUGUGGACGAAGACGUUACACCGUCACUUUUUCCAACAUGCUGCAAUUAAAUGAUGAAAGCGGCAACAAUAGACCCAUUUGUAUGACUCUAAUCAAUUCGGGCCUACCGAGUUGUUCCGACGUGUUCAUCGUCAACACGGAGGAAUCCCUGAACGCCGAACUAACAGAAAAAGAAGAAAAAAGAUGCAUUCUUGUACCCAAUUUAACCAAAUCCCAAGAAGCGGAAAUCGUAAAAGCGUGCGUCAAGUUCAUGCAUAUGCCCAUAGACAAAGACUUCCUCCACUCGAUUUUACAAAUUUGCAUCAGACUUACAAGAGACUUCGAAUUGGCGAAAAUAUUCGUGCAAGAAGGUGGCGUCAAGUGCUUGUUGAAAAUGAAACAAAUGAGAGAAUUCGCUGGUUUUGGUAUUUUGGCAACGAUUUUAAUCCGACACGCUCUGGAGGAGCCGAACACGUUGUCGUAUGCAGUCGAAAAAAUCAUCAGAGCUCGAACGCUCUCGACCAUACCGCCGUAUUAUAAAGAGUUGCUUUACCUGACGAGACAAAUCGGCGGAGCCGUUACACGUUCACCCGAUACAUUUUUCGAAGUCGCUAAAAACGUCUUACGCAUUGAUACUGAAGUAAAUCGAGAAGAAAUAGAUUCAGGGAUUCCCGUAAAGACGGAACCACCUACACGUACAAGAGCGCCACCUUUAGAGGAAGUGGUUUCGAAUGAAGUAAUUUGCGACCUACUUAACGCUUUACUUAAACCUUUGGAACUUCCCGAUGAAAAUCAACCUCAGACAUCCAAAACAAACGCACAGAGUACUAGUAGUAGCAGCAGUAGUAAACCUGUAGAAGCCAUGAGUGCGGACAUUGACGAUUCCGGACCGGGAACUCCCGCUUCGAGAACUCAAACCGACGGAAAUUCCGAGAAUCGUAGCGACUCCGAACAGAAGAAAAAGAAGAUGAUGUUACCCAAGUCCGUCAUUUUGAAAAUACUAGGAGAUGCCGUGGUUUCGUACGGACCCGUAGCCAGAAUUAUUACAGAAUAUACAUAUAAGGCUGGUUCUGCCGAAUGCCUCAAGGAAGACUGUACAGCUUUGGCCUUCAUCCUCGACAAGAUUCUUCCAGAAACUGAGAACAUCUCUGAUUCGGAUUGUUCCACGAUGUGUCGAAUGUUGAUUGCAGCUAUCGCGAGUUCGAAUCAUUCUCCAGAAGCCCAAUUUACUUUGGUUAGCGAAGUCCGCGCUGCGUUACUCCGAGCUUUGAUAAUGCCCGAAUCGAGCGAGAAACAUAGUCAGGUGCAGUUGAUCGCGGGGAUCAUUUCUAUAAUGAUCGACAAUUGUCCGUCGUCACAAACUAGGGUUAAGUCACAACCGCCUACACCCCAAAUGAAUAACAUCGUAAGGCUGAUGAUUCGGAAGUCGUUGUUUAAUGAUCUAGCGAGAGUACCCCACUAUUUGGACUUGUCAUCACCAAACACUCCGUUUACGGUGAAUGCGUGUCUAAAAUCAUUGGAGGCUCUAUCUAGAAUUGUCAAUCAACCAGUUCCGGCUAGUACGCAAAAGUCGAAGAAGAAUCAACAGACGGCGGACGAGAGUACGGGAACUCAAAAUGGAACCUCGACUGAAGGAACAAACGCACAGAGGGAAGUCGUUAUUGACGAUUCUGUGGUGAUCGAAGAUUCAGAAAACACCGAGCACGACAUAGCGGUUGUGACUUCUACGAUCGAGGUGGAGGCCAACGAGAACGAGAACGUUCUUGUUCACAUGAUCGACCAGUUGUUGGAACAAGGGAACGACAAUAAUCAGAGUUUCAGCGACGUCGCGUCUUCUAGGAACCACACCAUGGACAUCGACGAAGACGGGAACUUGACGUUCGAGCACGAGCGAGACGCAACCGAGGAAUUGAUGAGUACCGAUUCGGGAGAGUCCGAUUCUAAUCCUUCCGAUCAGGUCGAAGAUGAAGAGAACGAUGACAAUGAAGGAGACGACGAGAACAUUGAUGACGCGGAUGACACGAAUUACGACGACGAAGACGGCAGUGAUCGAAGACGAGCUUCUUACAUGGAUAGAAACGAUGACGUUUUGAUGAUUCAAUACACAAAUCCAGGUGCUGAGAACGAGGUUGUCACAAGAAUGGUCGCAUACCCGAUGGGAGAGCACGGAUCGUUCCCUAUGCCCUUGUUCGAUGAGAUCAACAACAGCAGCGAUCACACCGGUCCAAUCGUGCAUCCUCUGCUGCUGUCACGCAACACUAACGAGAGCAGUUCCAGUACAGUCACGCGCACCCAGCGGGUCACAAGGGCUAGGCGGUACCAGUAUCUGUUUAAUCCGAGGAAUCCAAAUCCUCCAGUGAUACUUCAACGGUUGCUUGGGCCUCACGAACCUCAGGUCACUCUGGCGUCGGCGAAUAGCAUUUUGGGAGGUCCUCCUGAGAUGCGGGAAUCAGCUCGGUUAGUAGUGAUGGACAAUUUCGGUUUGUUACCUUCUCAUGAGGAACAAAUUGACUUUGUCGAUCAAUCUGGAUACCUUUUUGGUCCUAGUUUAGCGGCAACUUUGAAUCACAUUUCGCCGGUUUUGCACUGGUGGAACAUCGAAUCCAAGUGUUUGGAUUACGAGUCGGUCUACGAUGUUACGACGGAAGUGUGCAACAGACUUCUGGCGGUACUCAUCAAACAUAGAAACGUAGAAAUCGUGGACAAAAGGAAGUCGCAUGCCGAGGCUCUGAGAAGGUUCAAGUUUUCGGAAGACGAUUAUAUCAAGCCAACGGAAGAUUCGACUGAGCCUAACGCCACUGACGGAACCGACGAAGACAUUGAUGGUGUUCCGCUUGAAACAUCCGAUACCUCAAACGACGAUCGUUCAGAAAUUAACAAUAGAAUGGAAUCGUCAUUCAUCGGUUUUGACAGCGGUACCGAACAAACGCGACGUAGUUCACGUCCUACGACUGAUCGUUCCGAUGGUAUCAGGAACAACCCUGAAGAAAGUAACGAAAGCGCAACCACAGAAAGGAACGGAAGUUCCAUAAACCCGUUCGAAAUACCGACUCUCUCCCCUUAUAUUCCGCCACCACGUCUGACUACCAUGUUCCCGCGGGGUUCUUUACACCCGCCCGACAUCGCGGAAAACACAAGUCAAGAAAAUAACGAAGACAAUUCUUCACGCGAUAACAGCGAAGAUACCUUCUGCAACAGAAAUCCUCCAUCUUGCGGGCCCGUCAGUCCCGAUAUCUUCGAAGACACUCUCAAUCAACAAAUCAAUUCGCUUUCGAACUCGGAGAGAGAACCCGAGCCUACUGAGGACAACGCAACCACGAACUCCUCUCAAGAACCUGAGGAGAUUCUCGGGUCUUCGUCUACCACCCCUCAACAAGAACAAGCGUCCGCUUCCGCUACCACCGCUAACAACAGCGAACCAGGACCUAGCAGCGACCCGACAGAAGAGAUCCCCGACGGGGUAGAUCCGUCAUUUUUAGAAGCUUUGCCGCCGGACAUGCGUCAGGAGGUUUUAGAACAACACAGAAUUCUGCGUCUGCAGCAACGCAUCGCCGCGAGAACCGAAAACACGGAAGCAGCAACGGGAUCGACGGAAGUGAGUCCCGAAUUUCUGGCAGCUUUGCCACCUUCGCUGCAAGAGGAAGUCCUUUCUCAACAAAGACUCGAGCAGCAAAGACAAGCCGCGGCUCAAGCUAAUCCGAACGAGCCGUUGGACGCGGGCGCUUUCUUCGAAACGUUGCAGCCGUCGCUGCGGACGAUGAUCCUCUCUGACAUGGAAGACUCGCAGAUGUCGGCUCUACCGCCGGAUUUGGCAGCCGAAGCGCAAACUUUGCGCAGAGAUUGGGAAGCGAGGAAUCGGCAGAUGGUGCAAGAAAGGAUUCUCCAGAGUAAUUUGACGAGCAUCAUUAGACACUCGACUAGGUCAAGGCAGCCGCUUCAUCACUCGUCUGGCCACUUUCCGAGAGUGCAAUGGACGCACUGGAAUAGAGAAUUUAUGAAUAAUCCUGUCACGCCUAGUCCGCCCUUGAAGAUACGAGGAAGACAGUUGUUGGAUCAUGAGGGUCUUUCAUGUUUGUUGGUUUUGCUGUUUACGGAUGAUCCGCACCUAGGGAAGUUGCGGCUUCAUAGAGUCAUUCGGAAUUUGUGUUACCACGCGCCGACGAGGGAAUGGAUCGUUAAUGCAUUGUUGUCGAUCAUAGACAAGAGCGUGCACGUUAAACCGGACGAGAAUUUAAAUAAACCCGUGAGGAAGAUGCCAAAACCGGGACCAUUGUCUAGUAAAUUGAUGACGGAUUCGAAACUUUUGCAGAAUAACGGAAACUGGUUGAACAUCCGCAUGGAAGCUGCACUAGGUUGUUCGGCCAACGUCUUCAUUGUUAAUAGAAUUAGUACCGGAAAAAGAAGUGAUAAGUCGUCCGCGUCGAGUAUUAGUAUACAUCCACAGGCUGCUCCUAUAGUUUGUAGAAACGCUCUAGAUUUGUUCACGUCGUUAGCAAAAGCAUUUCCGUCUUGCUUACUUCCAAUAAAGUGCAUUAGAGAUGAUAGAGAAGAUAAAAAUAAUUUGUCGCCGGUUAGAGUGAAAGCAGACGGGUAUAGCGACUUUUGGGAGAUUUUGUUAAGAUUGGAUUCCGUUAGUACAAAGAAAGGGAAAAGUAUUCCGAAAAGUAGUAGCAACAGUUCCACUGUCGAACCCGAAAAUAAAAUUCUUUCAUUCGAGCAGUCCGUGUUCGGGCAGUUGUUGAACAUGUUGUCGUCGCCGGUUGUGAAUAGGAAUACGCAACUCACAGAUAAUUUAUUGAGGUUACUAUCUGUGAUAACUUCAGGUAUGCCAGAACUCGCCAAACCUCCGAACGUUUCGUCUAAAGCUUUGAAAAGCAAGCAUCAAAAGAUCGAUAAUCUUACUCCUACGAACGCUCUUCAUCUGGCUGUUAACGUAAUCACAUACAAGAAUUGUUCCGAGGAAGGACUCGAGUUCAUUACCAACUUACUCUUGAAUCUGGCAAGUUCCACCCUAGAAAUGAGCUACAUGAUUUUGAACUUGCUUCUCAGCGGUGCUGUUCGCAUCGGCGAAAUCGUCAAGGAACAAAUUCAAGAUAUGUUAAAAGAACUUCGAGAGUACAACGCCCAGAAACGAACAACCACCGCUAAUAACGACGACAUGGGUCCUUCUACGUCCAAAGGAACAAUCGCUAACAGGUUUACCAAAGAAACUGUGAUCAUCACCGCAUCUACCAAAGUAAAGGCUUCAUGCGAGCUUCAGUUACCUUCCAUGGUGCCUUUAACUUCAAAGUCUUCAAGCCAAUUAUUUUUCUUGAGAGUAUUGCGCGUCAUUGUACAAAUACGAAAUUCCUUCAAGCAGAACGUCAAGCGAAACGACGCCUCAUGGUGUUACGACAUACCAGCCUUAAGUGAACAAUUGAGCAGCAUCGAUAGUCUUUGGGAAACAUUGAGCCAGUGCCUUUCUGAGUUGGAACAUACUCCAGAUCACCAUGCCGUCCUCGUCUUACAGCCCGCUGUGGAGGCGUUCUUCCUCGUUCACUCUCCUCAGCAAGGGCCCUCGAAGAAAGACCAAGACACCGAACAAAGUACUUCCCAGUCGAACGAAGGUCAGGCGUCUUCUGAGUCGAACGAGCGGAGUCAAACCGAAAGCAGGUUCGUGAAUCCGGAAAUAGAGCUUCACCCGCACGAAACUACCCCGAAAGCUCCGGUGCCGCCAGAGCAGCAGAAGUUUUUGAGUUUUGCGGAGAAGCACAGGAGGGUGUUGAACCAGAUUUUGAGGCAGAGCACUUCGCAUUUGACUGAUGGACCGUUCGCGGUGCUCGUGGAUCAUACGAGGAUUUUAGAUUUCGAUAUCAAGCGGAGGUACUUCCGGUCGGAGCUGGAAAGAAUGGAUCAGGGAAUAAGGAGAGAAGAGACGGCCGUCCAUGUGAGGAGGAGCCACAUUUUUGAGGAUUCGUUCAGGGAGUUGUAUAGACGGUCACCGGAGGAGUGGAAGAAUAGGUUCUAUAUAGUGUUCGAAGAUGAGGAAGGACAGGAUGCAGGCGGUUUAUUGAGGGAGUGGUAUGUCAUUAUUUCACGUGACAUUUUUAAUCCGAUGUAUGCCUUGUUUACUGUUUCGCCUGGUGAUAGAGUCACUUAUAUGAUCAAUUCGGCUAGCCAUUACAAUCCUAACCAUCUUUGUUACUAUAAGUUCGUUGGGAGAGUUAUCGCUAAAGCUAUCUAUGACAAUAAAUUACUUGAGUGUUACUUCACGCGUUCAUUUUAUAAACACAUUUUGGGUAUUCCUGUCAAAUACACGGAUAUGGAAAGUGAAGAUUACAGUUUCUAUAGAGGAUUAGUAUAUUUAAUGGAAAAUAAUAUUAAUAACUUAGGACUCGAUUUAACAUUUAGUACUGAAAUUAACGAAUUUGGAGUUACUGAAACAAGAGACUUGAUUGUGAAUGGGAGACAUGUCCCAGUCACUGAAGAAACCAAAAUGGAGUACAUUCGACUUUCCUGUCAGAUGAAGAUGACUGGAGCUAUCAAACAACAACUGAACGCAUUUUUAGACGGGUUUUACGACAUUAUUCCUAUGCGCCUAAUUUCAAUAUUUAAUGAACAAGAACUUGAAUUACUUAUAUCUGGUCUACCAAACGUGGACAUUGACGACUUGAAAGCCAACACCGAGUACCACAAAUACCAGGCGAAUUCUCUUCAGAUACAAUGGUUUUGGCGCGCGUUGAGGUCCUUUGAUCAAGCAGAUCGUGCUAAGUUCCUUCAGUUUGUAACCGGGACAUCUAAAGUUCCCUUACAAGGUUUUGCCGCCCUCGAGGGCAUGAAUGGUGUUCAGAAGUUCCAAAUUCAUAGAGAUGAUCGUUCAACUGAUCGACUACCAUCUGCACAUACUUGCUUCAACCAACUGGAUCUUCCCGUGUACGAAACUUACGACAAAUUGCGCUCGUACCUGUUGAAGGCUAUUCAUGAGUGUUCUGAAGGCUUCGGCUUUGCUUAAAUAAUUAUUUAUAUUUAAGACUGAUAAAAGUGUUAAUUUUUGUUAAUAUCAAAGUAGGUAGUCACUAUGUAAAUAAGAUAUAUCUACUACUGUACAAAAAAAGGAACUCAUUGUAAUAUAAAGAAUUGUUUUCAUUUUGAUAUGAAUAGCAGUUGAGUUAAAUGUAUGUGUACUUCAAUUGCAUUAAUCUGUAAAUUAUAAUUCGAAGUCACAUGUAUUUUUGUAAAGGGCCUUAACGGCAAUUUGAGCGUGAUAGAAUGAAUUUGAUUUGUAAGUCAGAUUCACUCCUUUAUAUUAUUUUAGUAUUCAAUUUGUUGUAAUUAAUUAUCCUAGUUUUUUAAAUACCGUUUAUUUUGUACAAGUUUCGUUUCUGGUUUACUUUUUUUACAUUUUAAAUGUUGUAGUAAUCCAGUUUUCUCAUAUUUAAUAAAAUUUUUCUUAACAUCAA
This is a messenger RNA of Zophobas morio, 12767 nucleotides long. It is a transcript of the gene HUWE1, whose product is annotated as E3 ubiquitin-protein ligase HUWE1. Lineage: Eukaryota; Metazoa; Arthropoda; Insecta; Coleoptera; Tenebrionidae. Gene Ontology annotation, biological process: protein polyubiquitination. Gene Ontology annotation, molecular function: protein binding; ubiquitin protein ligase activity. The coding region runs from base 371 to 12319 and encodes 3982 amino acids. Gene Ontology annotation, cellular component: nucleus; cytoplasm. The record is from RefSeq and is a predicted model, not a curated record. The transcript is spliced from 20 exons.